Messenger RNA from Tupaia belangeri chinensis (Chinese tree shrew), 468 nucleotides. Its product is annotated as protein/nucleic acid deglycase DJ-1. The record is from RefSeq and is a predicted model, not a curated record. NCBI's taxonomy places the organism in Eukaryota, Metazoa, Chordata, Mammalia, Scandentia, Tupaiidae. Gene Ontology annotation, biological process: glyoxal metabolic process; glycolate biosynthetic process; response to oxidative stress. Bases 1 to 468 code for a protein of 155 amino acids. The transcript has 2 exons. Gene Ontology annotation, cellular component: cytoplasm; mitochondrion; nucleus. Gene Ontology annotation, molecular function: oxidoreductase activity, acting on peroxide as acceptor.
AUGCUGAGACGAGCUGGGAUUAAGGUCACUGUUGCUGGCCUGGCUGGAAAAGACCCGGUGCAGUGUAGUCGUGAUGUUGUCAUUUGUCCUGAUGCCAGUCUUUUAAAAUACAAAAAAGAGGGACCUUAUGACAUGGUGGUUCUACCACGAGAUAAUCUGGGUGCACAGAAUUUAUCCGAGUCUGCUGCCAUGAAAGAGAUCCUGAAGGAGCAGGAAAAGCGGAAGGGCCUUAUAGCCGCCAUCUGUGCAGGUCCUACUGCCCUGUUGGCUCAUGAAAUAGACUUUGGAAGCAAAGUUAAAACACACCCACUUGCUAAAGACAAAACGAUGAAUGGAAGUCAUUACAGCUACUCUGAGAAUCGUGUGGAAAAGGAUGGUCUGAUUCUUACACGCCAUGGUCCUGGGACCAGCUUCGAAUUUGCUCUCGCAAUUGUUGAGGCACUGAGCGGCAAGGAGGUGGCCGACUAA